CAGCUGUAAAAGACAAUUGUCAAAUGGUGAAUAGCAAAGCAGGAGCGGUGUUAAGAAUAUUUUUUAACAAAUAUGUCUUUUUACUUGCAAUUUCACAACCAUAGGUAAUCGCCAUACCUAAUAUUAAACCUUAGUGUAAUCAUAACCCGCAUUCAACAUCAAGAACAACGCAAAAUGGGAUCGAGAGACAAGGACAUAAAAUCGCUCCAAGACAAGUUGAAAGUAUUCUUCAAAAAGGGCGCAUCAGCGGCACUGCCGGCGCGGAACGAGUUGUUAGUAUCGCCGGACCUGGAGCGAGAAUUGGGCGCUGACUCGCCACCACAACGACGGCUGCGCGCUCUCAAGGAGCUCGGCGACAAGGUGCCCAGCUUGCGAAUACAGGAGGGUACAGUAAGAAAAUUAUGGAUAUGUACAAGAGAUCUGCUGGACGAUACAAACACUGAGGCUCGCCACGCCGAGCUGACAUUCCUGCGCAUUAUACUGGAAGGCCAAGCAGAUGGACCCGCAGAUGAGCUCACCAUCAUGCGCACCAUCUUCUUCAAUUACCUUCAGAAGUCACACGCCAACCACCCGCCAGAGGAUUCGCAGCUUCGAUUUAGACUACUCCAUGCUUUAACUAAUACUGGAAAGAAUAUUACAUGUUUUGAAGAACAGAUUGGCUCAUUUCUUCUGGAGUGGCUGCCACAAAUACAAAACCCUGCACUAAUUGUGGAAUUCCUACAGCUGGUCAUCAAUGUGGUCAAGUAUAACGCAACAUACCUCGACGAAGAAAUAGUACACGGAAUUGUCAACGUGGCGUGCGGCGCGAGCGGGCGCAGCGCGGAGGCGGGCGUGGUGGCGGCGGCGCUGGCGCUGCUGGAGGCCGUGGUGUGCUACUCGCUGCUGCCGCGCGCCGCGCUGCCGGCCUUCGUCGCCGCGCUCUGCCGCACCGUCAUCCUCGAGCACUACUCGCAGUGCAGCUGGAAGCUAAUGCGAAUAGUGCUGGGGGCCGACAUCGGGUACGCUGCGCUGCAGCAGCUGGUGCGGCUGCUGUACGAGGCCGGCGGCGGCGGCGACGGCGAGGAGGAGGAGGGCGGCGCGGGGCUGCUGCAGGGCGCCGUGUUCUAUGUCAACUCGGCGCUGUGGGGACCCAAUCGCGUGCUCGCCCUGCACGACUCCUUCUACACCGUGCUGCCCGCGCUAUACAAGGCGCUGAGCGGCAACUACCAGGUGGUGACGUACGAGGUGUUGGUGGGACUGCAGAGCUUGGUGACGCGGAUGCCGACAGAAUUGUCGGAGCCCGCGUGGGACGUGGUGCUCAAAAUCAUACGCACUAUCAUCGACCAGGACCGAGCGUUCGAGCCGCCGAACGAGCUGAUCCACACGCGGCUGCACGAGUUGAUCACGACGCUGGAGCAGCUGCAGGACGGCGGGCACUACCACGGCAGCCACGAGGCGCUGCUCGAGCUCGUGGACUACUGCGGCCACGAGCGGCCGGAGGCGUCGACGCUGCGGCUGAUCGCGGCGCGCAUGCGCGCGGGCGGCGCGCAGGCGGGCGGCGUGUGCGCGCGCUACGUGCGGCGCGAGCGGCGCGGCGGCGUGCGGCUGGCGGCGCUGGCGGCGCUGGCGGCGGCGGCGCGGCGCGCGGCGGGCGACGAGGCGGCCGAGCGCGGCGCGGCGGCGGCGCUGGCGGCGGCGGCGCUGGACGCCGACCCCGCGCUGCGCGCCGCCGCCGCGCGCCACCUGCCGGCGCUGGCGCGCGCGCCCGCGCUGCGCCUCGACACCUGCACCGACCUCGUCGACCUGCUCGAGAAGAUUCUGAACCGGCCGUUCGAGAUGUACGUGACGGACGUGCCGAUCCCGGCCGACGCGGACACCAGCGACCUGCGGCUGGCGGCGAGCGGGCUGCUGGAGGUGCUGCACGACCGGCUGCUGGCCGCGCCCGGCGCCCUGCCCGCGCGCUGCCUGCUCGUGCUGCUCGACCACCUCGACCUGCACUACAAGCGGCCCGCGCUCUUCGUGCACCACCCCGACAUACGCAUCAAGAUCUUCGAGAUGCUGUUCGGGCUGCGCGUGAACUCGUCGAACUGCGUCGGGUUCUGCUACGACGCGAGCGGCGCGCCGGUGUACGGCGCGGCGGCGCUGCGGCUGCGGCCGCUGUGCUCGCCGUACGUGGUGGUGGAGCGGCGCGCGCGCGGUCCGCCGCCGCCGCGCGCGCGCCGUGCUGCCGCGGCUGCGCGCCGCGCGCUGGCCGCGCGCGCGCGCUCCGCGCGCGCUCACCCGCGUACACAGCAGGAGUGCUCGGCCGCCGCGGCCGUGCUGGGCGCCGUGCUGCGCGCGCUGCCCGCGCUGCUGGCCGCGCGCGGGCUCGCGCUCGGCCGCCGCGCGCAGGACCUGGACCUGCUGGCCUCCACGCUCUGCUCCAUGAUCGCGGACCGCAGCCUGCACUUCCCGGAGGCGCGGCGGCCGCCGCUGUCGGAGCUGCACGGCGCGGCGCUGCCGGCGCUGGCGGCGCUGCGCGCCCUACCACGCUAUGGCGCGCAGGACACGCAGCAGCGCAUCGUGCGCUGCAUGCUCAAGUACGGCAUGGUUCUCCGAUCACCGCAGCCGUACAUCAACGCGCUGACGAUUUUCACUCUGGAAAUGCGCGAGACGAUGGUCAAGAUGUUACCAGAGGUGCUGCUGGACCUCUCCAAGAUAUCAGACACCAAGGCUAUAGCUAGUCCCAUGCUGGAAUUCCUAUCAACGCUGACGCGGCUGCCGAAGGUGUUCGCGUCGUUCGUGGAGGACCAGUACAUGUCGGUGUUCGCUAUCUUGCUGCCGUACACCAACCCCUCGCGGUACAACCACUACGUGGUCUCCCUCGCGCACCACGUCAUCGCCGCCUGGUUCCUCAAGUGCCGCCUCUCCUACCGCAAGAACUUCGUGCGCUUCAUCAUACACGGCCUGCACAACUACAUAAUAAUGCCGUUCGAGGAGCAGCUGCAGUACCGCUCCAACUUCCGCCCGCCCGCCGCCAACGAGGACUCCUCCAACCGGCAGCGCAGCUCCAGUCUCGGGUCGAAGGUGUCCCGCGCGCCGUUGGGUGGGCGCGGCGGCGGCGGCGGCGGCGGCGCGGCGUCGGCGCUGUUCCACGUGGAGCUGACGGAGACGUGCACGGACCUGCUGGCGCGCUACGCGUCGUCGCCGUGCAGCGUCAAGCCGCAGCGCUCCGACCUGGCCGAGUUCCUGUUCGCGGGCGGCCAGGCCAUGACGUGGGUGGUGGGGCACAAGCUCGUCACCAUCACGACGGCCGGCUGCCAGCAGAACUCCAUCAAGCAGGGCCCGUGCGAGCGCUGCGCGGCGCUGUACCGCCAGCACGCCGACAGCGCGGCCUCGCCGCUGCCGCCGCUGGCGCCGCUGCCGCCGCUGCCCGCCGCGCUCGCCGCCGCCGUGCAGGUGCAGGUGACGGAGGGCGCGGGCGAGGGUGCGGCGACAGGGCUGCACGUGCAGCCGCAGCCGCCCGAGGUCAAGCGACAAAACUCAGCGGAGAACAACAAGUUAUCGGACCGAGUCGUGGAUGUACUCAACCACUUUUCGCAGCGAUUCGAGAGGAUUUCCAAGGAAAUUGACACGGACACGGACUGGGCGCGCGGCGGCAGCAGCACGAACAGCGCGUGCUGCGCGUGCUGGGCGGCCGCGUGGGCCGAGGUGCACGUGCGCUCGCCCACCGGCGACGUCUCCUGGCUCGUGCGCGUGCAGAACCAGAUGAGCUGGGACUACAUGCUGGAGUCGCCGCUGCAGGAGGUGGCGGCGCUGCUGGCGCCGUGCCCGUCGCCCGCCGCCACCACCGCCCCGCCCUCCUCCGCCUCCAGCGGCAUCGGCGACUCGCGCCUCGACGUCUCGGAGGCCGAGCCGCGGUCCCGCAGCGGGUCCGCGGGGGCGCCGGCCACCAGCCGCGCGCCGCCGCCCGGCCCGCCGCCGCCCGACCUGCACAAGUCCAGCUCGGACUCGGUGGUGGCGGGCGAGCGGCGGCCCCCGCUUGCCGCCUCGCACUGCAUCCUGCCCCCCCACCACCUCAGGAUGAGCACGCAGCCGAUCAACAUCCCCGGCUCGCCGCAGCGGCAGAGCUCGUCCAGCACCACCGACGACGACGACAUGCUGCUCAUCGUGCCCGAGGGCAAGUCGCGGCACCCGGUGCGGCGGUCCAACUCGUCGCCGGAGAUGUCGUCGUCGUGGAAGGGCGCGCGCGAGCUGCCGCCGGACGGCGACGGCGACGGCGACGACAUGAUCCUGCUGCCCAGCUGCGAGCCCGCGAGCACGUCGAUGUCGAUGCACGCGUCGAAGAAGGCGGCCAAGAAGAGCGACAUGCGCGUGUCGUGCGAGGCCAUCCCCGAGGAGAUGUCCGGCACCUCGCCGCUCGCGCCCCACCACCAGCACCACCAGCCGCACCACCAACCGCUGCAGCCGCCGCAGCCGCCGCCGCCGCAACCGCAGCAGCCGCAGCAGCCGCAGCAGCCGCAGUCGCAUCAUCCGCACCUCAUGACCUACAACUCCGACCCGGGUUCAGGGUCAGAGGGUGCGCAUCAUCAGCUCCAAAAGACGGCGAGCGACAGCACGGUGUCGGCCAGCAGCAAGCCGCCGGCCGCGCCGCGCGCCGCCGCCGGCAGCGCCGCCGGCAGCAGCAGCGCCGCCGCCGCCGCCGACCGCGACGACCUGCCGCCGCUGUCUCGCUCCAAGCGCUCGCACACCAUCUCCGUCAUGAGUCCCACCAGGCGCCGGGACGGGACUAGCUUGCGGAGCGGGGCGGGCGCGGCGGCGGGCGGCGCGGCGGGCGGCGCGGCGGGCGCGGUGGGCGGCGGCGGCGGCGGCAUCACGCCCUCCUUCGUGUUCCUGCAGCUCUACCACAACAUCAGCACCUACCCCAUCAUGCCGCCCGUCCCAGGCGAGGCGCCGACGAGCCUACACCCGUUAGCGGAGCGGCCGCUGCGGGUGGUAGGCGUUCAGCACGAGCGCACGAUCAAGAACCUCGACCUGGUGCCGCCGCUCGAGACAUACAAGGUGGGAGUGCUGUACGUGGGCCCCGGACAACAAGACAACGAAGUAUUAAUAUUAAAAAAUGAAUAUGGCAGCGUGAGGUACGCGGAGUUCCUGUCGCAGCUGGGGGCGCUGGUGCCGCUGGCAGGUGGCGCUGGCGGCGCGGACGAGCAGCCGCACCUGUUCCUCAACAUGGAGCGCGGCGGCCGCGACGGACACUUCACCUACGUGUGGCACGACGACGUCAUGCAGGUGCUGUUCCACGUGGCGACGGCGAUGCCGACGUGCGCGAAGGACCCCACGUGCAACGAGAAGCGCAAGUACAUCGGCAACGACUACGUGUCCAUCGUGUACAACGACUCCGGCGCAGACUUCAACAUUCACACCAUCAAGGGCCAGUUCAACUUCUGCAUAGUGGUGGUGGAGCCGUACGAGCACGGCAUGAACCGCGUGCUGGUGAAGACCAAGGACGAGGUGAUCCGCACCAAGUUCCUGCCGCACCUCGAAACGCAGUGCAUCUCCGACCAGAACGUGGCGCUGCUCGCCCGCCAGAUCGCGCUACAUUGCUCCCUGGCGGCGCAGAUCUCGCGGUCGCUGAACGUGGGCGGGGCGCCGUACGCGUCCAACUCGCUAGAGCGGCUGCGCAUCAUCAAGCGGCUGCGGGGCCGCCUCCUCGACGACCGGCUCGCGGCCGCGCGCGCCGUGCAGCCAUACGGCCCGCCUGACCUCGCGCAGCGCAUCGCCAUCGACGACUUCAACGACUACAUCUAGCCGCGCCGCGCCGGCCGGCCCUAGUCCUGAUCAUUGCAUGCGUGUGACUGAGCGCCGCCGCGGCUCGGGCUCGGGCUCGGGCUCGGGCUCGGCGGCCGCCAUCUUGUUAUAGUGAGUGCGAGCUUUAAUCCGCGGCGAGAGGAGGCCGGCGCCGCCGCCGCUGCCGCCGCCGCCGCAGCCGCCGCCGCCGCCGCCGCCGCCACUCUCCCCUCCCGCUGCCGGUGCGAUAGUUUUAAGUGGAUCUCCAUCGCGAACAUGUAUAUUCGCGUAAAGAUAUCGAGUAUAGCCAGUAUUGUCGAGAAGCCGCGGGCCGCCGCCGGGCCAGCGCCGCCGACCCACAUCUUCAUCACACACAAGUGAACACUGUCCCUUCCACAACUAUUCUUUUCUACAAUGUUUGCGUCACAUGUGAUGGUAGUCUAGCAAGUGAUAUGAAAUAAAUCUUUCUUUCCCUUAUUUCCUUCUAACUAGUAGUUCAAAUUUAUAUGUAACUCUGUCAAGUUUUCUACUGGAGUACGCUCCGCUUGCAGUAUGUAGGGAUCGGCGCGAGAUGCGACCCGGACGGCCCCGGCUCGUCCCUGUCCGAGUGUAAUCCGCGAACUUGGCGCUGUUCGUUUGUUUUUGCACAAUAGACCCGUAAGUUACGCUGUAAAAAUACGCGCGGUGGAUCAGUGGGCGCGAGCGGCCCGCCCGCCCGCCUGCCGCAGCUGCGCGGUGCAGGCGGGCGCGGUCGACGCCGCAGAGGUCACAUCGUUUGUACCAUAACUGUGUUACUUUGCCGCAACAGAGCAGCUAUGAUUGCCCAGAGCUCACAAAACACACCUAGUAAUAAUUUGAUGCGAUAAUUAUGUGUAAUAAUAAAUAAUAAUAUGUAAUUUAUUUUAAUUAUGGUUUGUAAUGUAUCUCAAUGUUGUUUGCGGCCUAGAGUGCUCGACACUGGGGGCACGGUUCGUUUCGCUUUCCCGUCUGCGGAAAUAUUUGUUUAAGACUUUAAUAUUAAGAUUUGACGUCGUACGCCCGUGUUGAACGCCACUACGCCUAAGAAAUGUGUCGACAAUUUUAAUUGGGAUCUUGUACUGAGUAAUGUUAAUAGUGGACCGAUAGCGUCGUGUAGGCGUCCUACGGCCGUUUUGUGAGCGGUUGGCGCGAUCUCGAGCUACACACCUCACACAACAAUAAUAUUGUAAAGCAAUUGAGGCAUUUCUUGUUAAAAUAUUUUAUGUAGCAAUUUAUUUCCUGACGAAAGAUUUUUUAAUCAAAUAAAUGAUGGCUAUUUU
Galleria mellonella (greater wax moth) is the source of this 7043-nucleotide messenger RNA. RefSeq names its product tuberin (gene gig). The coding region runs from base 175 to 5766 and encodes 1863 amino acids. Gene Ontology annotation, cellular component: cytoplasm; nucleus; TSC1-TSC2 complex. Gene Ontology annotation, biological process: negative regulation of Wnt signaling pathway; negative regulation of phosphatidylinositol 3-kinase/protein kinase B signal transduction; positive regulation of GTPase activity. Gene Ontology annotation, molecular function: GTPase activator activity. The record is from RefSeq and is a predicted model, not a curated record. Lineage: Eukaryota; Metazoa; Arthropoda; Insecta; Lepidoptera; Pyralidae. The transcript is spliced from 37 exons.